UUUCAUCAUUCAGUUCUUUUUGUCUUUGAUGUCACCGUUCUGACACCGAUCAAAGGAAACACGGUUCCAUUCCACUGUGACGUCAGCCAUUAUAAUAUGCACUCUGAGAUCCGUUUGUAAACCUCAGCUGCUGCCCGUCGUUUCCCUCAGAGCGGUCAGUGCAGCACAGUAAAGAUGUUCAGAAGUGCCUCAGCACAGAUUUUCAGACAGGCGGUGAGAUAUGCGAGCACAGACACCAGCCUCAUCCUGGAAAGAUCGAUAAACAAAGUUCAGCUGUUAGGCCGAGUGGGUCAGGACCCUGUGAUGAGACAAGUGGAUGGUCGAAACCCCGUCACCAUCUUCUCUGUAGCAACCAACGAAAUGUGGCGCUCUGGAGACGGAGAGACGAGCCCGACAGGUGACAUCAGUCAGAAGACGACGUGGCAUCGCGUGUCCGUGUUUAAGCCUGGUCUGAGAGAUGUAGCGUAUCAGUACAUCAAGAAAGGGUCCAGGAUUUUAGUGGAGGGUAAACUGGACUAUGGGGAGUACGUGGACAAGAACCAAGUGAGACGGCAGGCCACCACCAUCAUCGCAGACAACAUCGUUUUCCUCAGCGACAACAUCCGAGACCGAACCUGAAGGACGUCUCACCUCAACCUCAAGACUACUUCUUUUUGUAUUUACUUGUUUAUACCAAAAACAACUCUGAGGACCCGAACGCACCCGAGACCAGGAACUGAUUAGCCAGAGAGGAGGGGGACAGAUUAUCCUGUGACACCCUGAGGAGCGUCCUGCAGACUCUGAGGUGUCCGGAGAAGCAAAAAGGGCCCACGUGUAGUUUAAAACAUGUCCUUAUUCUGGUUUUGAUUGUCCUUCAUGUAUAUAACAGUUUAAAAGCUACAGUUUGUACCUCUUUUUUGGUUUGUACGCAGGUUUUAUGUGUGAGAAUGUUUGGAGGAAAUACACUGUAAAAGUUUCAUGGUCUUUCUUUAACUCUCUGGUAAAGACGUCUCUUGAAGCUAAACACAUCAAGAGUGGUUUAACUGUAAUUUACAGGUCUCAAACUAUCACCUGGUUGUCUGAUUGAACCUGUAAGACAGUUUAAGUUCUUGUUUCAUGCUCUAAAGUUGGAGCUUCAUUCAGUCUGGGUUUCAUCUUAUUUCUAAUCAUAGCUCAGUUUUCUAUCAGUUCAGCCAAAUCAAAGAAAAGGUGUUUAAUUUUACAUCAUUGUCAUCCAAUAAAAACCAUCUCCAAAA
Notolabrus celidotus (New Zealand spotty) is the source of this 1235-nucleotide messenger RNA. It is a transcript of the gene ssbp1, whose product is annotated as single-stranded DNA binding protein 1. Gene Ontology annotation, biological process: mitochondrial DNA replication; positive regulation of helicase activity. Lineage: Eukaryota; Metazoa; Chordata; Actinopteri; Labriformes; Labridae. Gene Ontology annotation, cellular component: mitochondrial nucleoid. The record is from RefSeq and is a predicted model, not a curated record. Gene Ontology annotation, molecular function: single-stranded DNA binding. The transcript has 7 exons. The coding region runs from base 175 to 618 and encodes 147 amino acids.